ACUUUUUCCCAGACUUUCUCACAAUAUUAGGGAAAAAGCCUAGAAACAGAAAGGUCAAAAUUAAGCCAAUUCUCGAAAACCAGAUGAGAUGUAGUUUAUCCCUAAAGAUCUUUUAAGUAGGCUGUAGGCUACCCAUUCAACAGAGAACAGUACUUGAGCCAGGAAGGAGUGUUUUGAAUAAACUGAAUAGGAGCCUGGAGAGAUACAAACAACAGAGCCCAACCCACUUGUAGGCUGCUAUGCGACGCAUGUUGCAAAAGGCCACAUGUAACUAAAUCACCAACACUAAAGGGUGUUCGGGCGCGGUGAGCAAUCGUCUCUUUACCAGCUUUCUUUAUUUUCCGUUGUACAUUUUGAUCUAUUUUAUUCACGGAGAAAUCCACCUGUUGUUCCGAGGGAGGGGUCAGUGAUGUCACCUGAAGCUGGGGGAUGGGACGCUAGUGCCGCUGGUUAUUCCCUGUGAGGAAAGUUGUUCGCCGUGCCAUUAGGCCUGCUCACGAUUUAACAAGCGGAUACCGUGGACCAAAAAACAUUAGCGCAACGAUCGUAUACAAUUACAGAUAAUGUCGAUAAGUUUCUACGCCACGCAGAAGUCUGGACGCUUUGUAUUUUCUGGAUAUAUUGAGUUUUAAAACGGAAAGUGUCCGUCGCUUCCGCGACAGGAUUGGGAGCACAAGAUGGGAAAUAUGAUAUUGGUGGCACUUCUUCUGGCUCACCUGCCCAAAGAGCUGUUCGCCAUACAGGUGAUCGUUACCGAAACAGAGAGGACUACGUUUCUCUUCGGGUCGGUAAUCCUCCGCUGUGACUAUUCCACCUCGGCCAACGCUCAAGACGUCCUGGUUACCUGGAGGUAUAAGUCUUUCUGUAAAGACCCUGUGCUGGAGUACUACUCUACGGUCUACCAGGCGGCUCUGAGCCUUGGGCAGGACCCAGCCAACGACUGCCCGGACCGGCAGCGCACGCUGCGCACGGUGGUCCAGAAGAGGGGCACCAAUGAGGCCAUGCUGGGCGCGGAGUACCGCGAGCGCAAGAUUACCAUUCUAAACAAGGCAGACCUGGCCAUUACCGAGGUCAUGUGGUGGGAUAACGGCAUGUACUUCUGCACUAUUGACGCGCCUGGCGACACUGUCGGGGACUCUGAUCGGGAAAUCAAACUCAUCGUCUACCACUGGCUGACGGUCCUGUUCAUCAUCCUGGGGGCUCUCCUGCUCCUCCUGUUACUGGGCGUCUGCUGCUGCCAGUGCUGCCCGCAGAAGUGCUGCUGCUACAUCCGCUGUCCCUGCUGCCCACGCACCUGCUGCUGCCCAGAGAAAGCGGUGAUGCAGCAUAGGAUGAUCCGUGAUGUCCAGAAGGGCAUGGCUCCAUGGAUGCACGGACAGCCCAUGUACGCCCCCGUCAGCUCCAACGUCUCCUCCCAUGGCCAGCCCGUGCUGUACUCAAACUCGUUUUCAGAAUAUCCGACCAAGCAGAAUUUCGCCAUGGCCCCGAUCGGGAUGCAGCCGAUGCCCCUCUUCCAGCAGCCCCCUCCUCCAGAGCACCACGGUUACCACGGCAGCGACGGCAUGCACGGCGGCCACCAGGACCCCAACCAGAUGUUGGACUUCCUGGAGCACCAGGUGAGGGGCAUGGACGUCCCCGUGAUGGUGGCUCCGCAGCCCAUGCAGCACCUGCCCCAGGCCGGACCCCGCCGGCAGCCGACCCAUCCUCCUCCCCACGCGGUGCCCUUCUCGUCGGGUCCCCCCAGCAUGCUGUCCGCCCUGGACGAGAUGGGUGUCAGAGGGGUGGAGAGAAGGGUGAUCACCCUGCCGCCCAUUGUCCAGCACCCGCCCAGCCGCCGGGGGCCCGGGGCCGGGGAGGAGGUCAGGGGAGGCCACCGGGUCUCUAGCCAGUCCAGCGGGAGCUCACAGCGCGCGGGAGGCGGCGGCGGCGGCGGCAUCCAGGCAGGAGGGAGUCGCCCCCGCCGGGACGGCCGUGGUGUGUACAGGGAGCCCUCGCCCCCACGCAGGGGGAUCCUGAGGGGCUACAGCGACGACUCGGACUGGGAGAGCAGUCGAGGAGGAGGGGGGGGAGGAGGGGCAAGAGGAGGAGGAGGAGGAGGAGGAGGAGGGAGGAGCAGAGCGUCCAGGCCGAGAACCCGCAGUCGUGAUGAUCUGAUGGAGGAAAUGCGCCACGCGGUGCCGCGUAGGGAGCGGAGCUACUCGCCGCCGAGUCGCAGGGGGUCCUGGAGCUCGGACGAGGACCUCCGCGGACGGGUGGGCAAAGGGAAGCUGUGGCCAGAGAAGCCCCCGAGCUACUCCUCCAUCGAGAGCCAGCCGGGACAGAACAGCGGCCGGAAGCACUACGACCGCUUCUCCGAUAGAAGCUCACGUAGUGGCAUCAGCGUAGUGAUCUGAAGCUUAUCUUUGUUUUGAAAAAAAAGAUGACAUUGAGACAGACUGCAGGUACAUUGAAGUUUUUGUUUGUUUGGAAAAAUUCUUUCUGUAAAUGUUAUUGUAAUUUUUUUUUUACUGCGUUCAUUAUGAAGUUUUUUUUAAUUUCUGUUUUUGUAUAAGCUGUCAAUACUCAUGACACCUGUAAAGUGGUUCCAACUUCCAAUGCCAGUCAGUGAUGUUAGAACUGUUAACGACAUGUAUAAUGUGGUUGCAUUAAUGUAAAAUUGUAUUUGUACAUAGCUUUGUUGGCUUUAAUGUUAAAUGUGUAUGAUCUGCUUUUGGUAUUUUUUAAUGAAGGCACAAAUUGGUGCUUUUUAUCUGAAGUAAUCGUUGUCUCCAGCAUAUUGUCAUUGUAAUUUCUAAAAUAGCUUUAGUGACCAAAUGUGAGUACUUCAUAACUGCACACUGUCAUGAUUUCUAUAUUAUCCUUUAAUCCUCUUCAGGCGUAUUGGUCUGAAAUUUUUUUGAUUGUAACUCCAAACACAGGUACUUAAAUAUUUUUUGUCUGAAUACUUGUUAUUGUAAAUGUAACUUUUAUGCAUGUUCAAUAAAUAUCAUCAUUUUUAAUAAAUUUGUGUUGA
Molecule: messenger RNA, 3013 nt
Organism: Gadus chalcogrammus (walleye pollock)
Lineage: Eukaryota; Metazoa; Chordata; Actinopteri; Gadiformes; Gadidae
Product: immunoglobulin-like domain-containing receptor 1
Exons: 9
Coding region: 678-2393 (571 amino acids)
Cellular component (GO): plasma membrane
Molecular function (GO): high-density lipoprotein particle receptor activity
Source: RefSeq, a predicted model, not a curated record